AUGAAAGAGAUCUACAUCCCAGUCUUCUGUAUCCACAUUUGCUUUGCAGGUGAUAUCAUCCCCUUUCAUCCCCAUAAGCUCAUUGAGGACACAGACUUUGUUCUCUUCACCACUGUUUCCCCAGCACUUCGAACACUGCCUGGCACUUGUAUCAGUUCUCCCUUUCCAACUUGGACGCGGCAGAACGGCUCCCGCAAAGAAGGGUGGCGAGAAGAAAAGGGCCGUUCUGCCAUCAACGAGGUGGUGAUCCAAGAAUACACCAUCAACAUUCACAAGUGCAUCCAUGGAGUGCGCUUCAAGAAGCGUAUCCCUCGGGCACUCAAAGAGAUUCCGAAAUUUGCCGUGAAGGAGGUGGAAACUCUAGAUGUGCGCAUUGAUAGCAGGCUCAACAAAGCUGUCUGCGCCAAAGGAAUAAGGAAUGUCCCAUACCGAAUCCGUGUGCGGUUGUCCAGAAAACGUAAUGAGGAUGAAGAUUCACCAAAUAAGCUCUAUACUUUGGUUACCUAUGUACCUGUUAGCACUUUCAAAAUUGUACAGACAGUCCAUGUGGAUGAGAACUAA
Pongo pygmaeus (Bornean orangutan) is the source of this 561-nucleotide messenger RNA. Its product is annotated as large ribosomal subunit protein eL31-like. Lineage: Eukaryota; Metazoa; Chordata; Mammalia; Primates; Hominidae. The transcript has 3 exons. Gene Ontology annotation, molecular function: structural constituent of ribosome. Gene Ontology annotation, cellular component: ribosome; cytosolic large ribosomal subunit. Gene Ontology annotation, biological process: cytoplasmic translation. The record is from RefSeq and is a predicted model, not a curated record. The coding region runs from base 1 to 561 and encodes 186 amino acids.